CGCGUGCCUCGGUCGAGAAAGGACGUGUGUGUGUCCGCCAUGUCUCUCCCCAUCCAACGCUACAGAUGCGCCGUGCCGCGAUGCCGCUGUAAUACUACAGAUAGCAAAGCGUUGCAAAAUGUCACGCUGUUUAAUAUUCCUAAGGAUGAGAGACGCACUGAAUGGAUAAAAGCAAUAAAACCGGAGAACCCCAGAAAAGCCAAUCUGAUGGUCUGCCAACUACACUUCGCCGACGAAGACAUCUGCACGAACACGAGGAGGCGCCGAGUCCUCUACGGCGCCGUGCCCACGCGCAACCUGCCCGAGUCCGACGACGAACCGGACCAACCAGCUCCACCAGAACAACCUACCGGAGACGAAGUCCUAGAAGAAGUGAAGACUGAACCAGACGAUGGGGCCAUAGUCGACUUGUUUACUGAAGAAGAAACGGUUGUGCAGACUAUACAGAAACGGUCAAUAGAAUCAGAUGACUUGAGUGAGAUACCUGUGAAACGGGAGAGAGAGAAUGAAGAUGAAAACGAAAUACGCCCGUCGUACAGAUAUGACGCGAGCUUCCCAAGACCAAUAAACAUUCAGGAACAUACAGAGGUUUUAGAUGAAAAGGUAUUUGAAUCCAAUUCAAAUGUCACCGAGAUAGAUUUGCUCGUCAAAUUAAGUAAAGCACACUUAAGCCCAGAACUCGCGAAGUUUGUAGAAGUGCAGGCGUUAUUGAAAAGCGAAUUAAAAGCUGCAACUAAGCUCAAGCGAUACAGUAAAGACGUGCUGUUUCUUGCGUUAAAGCUGUACCAUAAACACCCGCAAACUUAUCAGUUAAUGUGCGAGUCAUUCUUUCUGCCGCCGUUGCUGAAGAUUAAACAGCUGUGUAGGAAUUUGAAUUGGGAGAUGAAUGAUAGCUGGAUGGAGGUUCUCCGAGCGAAAUUUCAGUGUGCGUCGCUGAAGGAGCGAGAGUGCGUGGUGUGUGUAGCCAAAGUCAGGCUCUCGCUCGGCUUAUCGUACGAUCCGGUGCGCGACCGCAUGGCCGGCCUGUACGAGAUGAACGGUUCGCAACGACCUCGCACCGCGCGCUACGCCACUGUCGUUUACGCAAGAGGAAUCGUUUCCCGCUGGCGACAGCCUCUCUCCUACGUCCUCCUCCUCCGGAUUUAACGAGGAA
Leguminivora glycinivorella is the source of this 1153-nucleotide messenger RNA. RefSeq lists its product as uncharacterized. The record is from RefSeq and is a predicted model, not a curated record. Gene Ontology annotation, molecular function: sequence-specific DNA binding. Bases 40 to 1146 code for a protein of 368 amino acids. Lineage: Eukaryota; Metazoa; Arthropoda; Insecta; Lepidoptera; Tortricidae. The transcript is spliced from 2 exons.